AUGCCCAGUCGAGUUGCCGCCCGUUCGACGUCCCGCAAAGCCUCCAGUCAGCCAUCGGCGUCUGGUCGCGCUGGAUCUGCGACGCCGUCUAUCGCCAUCCCUGAAGAACCUUCGUUGCCCGAGGCCGUUCCUAGCUUGCGCCGCGACAUCUGCUCCAUCUUCGGCGACGCCCAGCGCUCGACGACCGGCCAUCGAAAACUCGCCGUGCGACUGCGAAAACUGCAAGAAUCCUGCUGCGGCAUCUCAAAAGCCUCGAAGAAAGAUGGCGGGAAAAGUUUCCCUGAGGAUGUCUUGAUGGGAGAGGAGACUAUUCCCGAAAAGGAGUUCAAUAUCGAAAUCGGCCGCUGCAUGCUGCGCAUUCUGCCGAUCAAGAAAUCAGAGCCCGUUGGCGACCGCAUUCUUCGCUUCCUUGGAAACUUCUUGACCCAUGCGUCUGAGAAAGACGCAGAGAUUUUCUCCGCCGAAGAUGAUGAGCACGUUCCUGAGACACCGACCGCCCGACUUACUACCAGCAUAGUGGCCCUCGUGGUGCCGCUGCUGUCGGCGAAGGAUCGCACCGUGCGAUUCCGAGCGACGCAGAUCAUUGCGCAUAUUGUCAACUCCCUCGAUACCGUCGAUGAUGAUCUGUACCAUGCUAUCCGGCAAGGUCUGUUGAAGCGGAUCAGAGAUAAGGAAUCUUCUGUCCGAGUCCAGGCGGUAAUGGGUCUGGGUCGGUUGGCGGGAAAUGAAGAAGAGGACGACGAUGGUGAUAGUACGGCGCUUGUUGAAAAGCUCGUCGAGAUAAUGCAGAAUGACACCAGUGCUGACGUGCGGAAAACUCUACUUCUCAACCUCCCCCUCCUCCCGACAACCCUCCCCUAUCUUCUGGAACGUGCCCGCGAUCUUGAUGCCCCGACGCGACGGGCGCUAUAUUCCCGCCUUCUCCCCACCCUGGGAGAUUUCCGUCAUUUGUCACUGUCUAUGAGAGAGAAGAUGCUCCGAUGGGGUCUGCGUGACCGUGACGAGAGUGUUAGGAAAGCUACGGGUAAAUUGUUCUUCGAUCGCUGGGUGGAGGACGUGGCGGGAUCAAAUCAGGAAUCUGACGGUGGUCCCACCCAACGCUCACCGCCGAACAUCCCGGCCCUUCUGGAAUUACUGGAGAGAAUCGACGUGGUCAACUCUGGCGUGGAAUCCGGGAUUGCGCAUGAGGCCAUGCGUAGCUUCUGGGAAGGCCGGCCCGACUACCGCGAGGCGGUUGUUUUCGAUGAAGAGUUCUGGGAAUCCCUGACCGGCGAAUCGGUCUUCCUCCUUCGCUCCUUCAACGAUUUCUGUCGUGUGGAGAACGAAGGCAAGUAUGACAGCCUGGCAGAUGAGAAGAUUCCUGAAGUCACCGCUCUGGCCUACUACUUACACAAAUACCUGACGGCCCUUCUACAAAAGAAGAGAGAAUCCAAGGACACGGGGGAUGCCAAUGAUGACGACUGCAUCGAGCUCGAGUUCGUGGUCGAACAGCUCCUUCACGUGGCCAUGACCCUGGAUUACAGUGACGAGGUGGGACGACGCAAGAUGUAUACUCUUCUCCGAGAGUCGUUGGCGGUUCCGGAGCUGCCCCAAGAAAGCACCAAACUCACCAUCGAGACUCUACGAUUCGUGUGCGGCCCCGCGGUCGCUGCCGAGAAUGAAUUCUGCAGCGUGGUUUUGGAGGCCAUCGCUGAAGUCCACGACACCAUCACCACCGAGGACAGCUUCGUCUCCGCCAAAUCAGAGAUUAGCGACGACACCGCUAGCCGACACCGUUCCGUGACUCCAGGCGAGGGCGCAUCCCCGAAGCCCUUCAACAAAGAAGAGGCCAAGGCGAAGAUCCUCAAGGAGAUCGUGGUGAACAUGAAGUGUCUGCACAUUGCCCUGUGCAUGCUGCAAAACGUGCAGGGCAACCUGCAGGAGAACAUGAACUUGGUUACCAUGUUGAACAACCUGGUGGUGCCUGCGGUUCGAAGUCACGAGGCUCCAAUUCGUGAGAGAGGCCUGGAAUGUUUGGGACUCUGCUGUCUGUUGGACAAGACCUUGGCUGAGGAGAACAUGACGCUCUUCAUCCAUUGCUACAGUAAAGGCCACGAGGCUUUGCAAGUCACGGCAAUCCACAUCCUGUGUGAUAUGCUGACCACCCACCCCUCGUUGCUAACGCCCGUCACUCACUCGGACGGAGAGACUAUUACGCCACCCGUCUUCCAGAAGCCAUUGCUCAAGGUAUUCGCCAGAGCCCUCAAAGCCAGCUCCCCGAUGACUGUGCAGUCGGCAGCCGCUACGGCGCUCUCGAAGCUGUUGCUCACAAACGUGUUUGCGCCGUCCGGGUCGAAUAUCCCGCAACCCAUCAUUGAAUACAACCAGAUCACUAUCGAAACUCUCCUAUCGAAUCUGGUGGUUUCUUUCUUCCACCCUCGCACUCGGGAGAACCCGGCUCUUCGGCAGUCCUUGGCUUAUUUCUUCCCCGUCUACUGCCAUUCCCGCCUAGACAACACCCAACACAUGCGGCAUAUCGUCGUUCCGGUUCUUCGCACCAUCCUCAACUCGGCCGAGGAGCAUUACUCGCUCGAGGCGGAGGAGGACAGUGACGGCGACAUCGACGAGACGGCCGGCCAACGAGAACUGAAGGCGUUGAUGAGCGGCCUCUUGGGCAUGGUGGCGGAGUGGACCGACGAGCGGAGAGUUCUUGGCCUGGGUGGUGAGAAGGUGCUUACGGGGGCGUCCGCCAGCCCCAACGUGUGUGGCUUCGUCCACCUGGGACUGGUCAAGGAUAUUCUGGAACGGGUGCUGGGCAUCAGCGAAGGACCGAACCGCUGCUCCAAGGACGAGAAGAAGCUUCUCUUCUCGUUGAUGAGCAAGCUCUAUAUCUCGCCGCCCACGGCUCCCUCGCGCUCGGGCUCCCGCAACCCCGAGGGCGACGACCCCUUCCGCUCCAGCGUUCGCAGCGCCCAACCCGAUAUCUCGGCCGAGAAUGCCCAGCUGGCGCAAGAAGUGAAGGAGCUCCUGGACGAGACGAUCGAAGAGGGACUUGCCGCCGAAGCAUCCGGGCGCAACGCCCUGACCAAGGUGAAGAACGCCGUUUUGAAGAUCUUGGCCGUGGCGCAAGGAGCUCGCCCGCCCAGCGUGCGACCUAAAGACGAGGGCGAGGAGGGCGACAGCGACAUGAUGAGUGUUCGGUCCGGUAGCGUUCGGUCGAACAGCGUCCGUCCGUCGGUCGAGCCGGGUGUACGCCGUCGGGGCGUGUCGAUCGAACCCAGCAUCAUGGAGGAGGACGAGAACGAGGACAGCCGCACCACGAUCGUCAAGUCGGAGGUGAUCGAGGAGGAAGACGAGGAGUAG
Messenger RNA from Aspergillus steynii IBT 23096, 3342 nucleotides. Its product is annotated as condensin subunit YCG1. The record is from RefSeq and is a predicted model, not a curated record. The coding region runs from base 1 to 3342 and encodes 1113 amino acids. Lineage: Eukaryota; Fungi; Ascomycota; Eurotiomycetes; Eurotiales; Aspergillaceae. Gene Ontology annotation, biological process: mitotic chromosome condensation. Gene Ontology annotation, cellular component: condensed chromosome; condensin complex. The transcript is spliced from 2 exons.